AUGGUCGGGAAGCAGAGGCGGAGAGGGAAGGUAGUCGAAGCAGAUGUAGAACAACCAGAAGAGGAGACGGUAACAGCCAUGGCUUCAUCUGACAAAAGCUCGCCGAAAAGGGUAAGUAGCCCUAAUUCGAAUUUGCUCUCAAUUGAUGAACAAUCUCGUGGUCUUGAAUUGUUGUGUAACCAAAAGAUAAUUCAAAUUGGGGAAACAUCGAGUCUGAAAGUAGGAACGGGAGAAGAAGCAGGAGCUAGGGUUUCGAAUGUUUGGGAAAAAGGAGAAUCAACUCUGAAAGAACGAAUGAGUCGUAAACUUGCAUUUAUUGAGCCACAGCAAGUAAACGAUAAAAUGAUAGCAAAAAUUGAUAGAGAUGAGAUAAAAGAAAAAAUGGAUGAAAUGACAUUGAGGAGAGAUAGAGCUGGUUUUGCUCGGGUUUUGGUUGAAAUGGAAAUAUCAGGAAAAAUGCCGGAAGAAAUAUGGUUUGAGGAUGAAGACGGGAUCCUGCAAGAGCAAAAAGUUAGAUAUGAAUGGCAACCGGUGCAAUGUGAUAAGUGCAAAGGAUAUGGCCAUGAGACAACCUAUUGCAGGAAGCCAACUGUUCAAGCAUGGUCUCCGAAGCAACCUGUCAAACAGAAAGAACAAGAAGUCUGCUUAGUGCAAACAGAUAAGGCACCUGAUAAGGAAAAGAAGCAAAAACAGCAAGUUACAGAGAAAGAUAACCAGAAUCAGCAAUCUAAUGAGGCCGGGACAGUAAAGAACUCACAGCUGGAUCGAGGGAAAGCAGUGGAAGAGAUUGCACAACUAGUAAACGAAGAUGCUAAAGGGGGGAAGGGAGAUGAGACAGAGAGUACUUGCAAGGGUAGAAUACUUAUCUUGUGGAAGAAAGGAGAGUACCAGAUCUCCAAUGUGCAAAUAGGAGACCAAGCUAUUCAAUGUACAGUUAAGAAUGCAAGCAGAUGCUUUGAUCUCAGUAUCAUAUACGCUCAUCAUCAAGCACAGGGUAGAGUUGAAUUGUGGAAUGAAUUAAUGAGCAGAGGAAGCAACAACACAAGACCAUGGCUAGUAAUUGGAGACUUUAACAGUAUUCUCAGAUCAGAUGAAAAAUUCGGAGGUGUGCAAGGAGUUAGUCAAGAUACAGGCUUGUUUCAGAUGACGAUAGAUCAGUGUGAACUAUCUGAAAUGAAGACACAAGGAGCUGGGUUUACAUGGUGCAACAAACAACUCGGGGACAAGAGAAUCAUGUCCAGGCUUGACCGAGCCUUAGUCAAUAAGAAAUGGAUGGAUGUUUUUACAGAUGCAGUAACUUGGGUUAAACCAGCAGGCCUUUCAGACCACAGUCCACUGAUAAUUACUUGGGGAAAUGCACCUAAGAUCAAGCAGAAGCCGUUUCGGUUUUUCAACAUGUGGAUCACGCAUCCAGAAUAUGAAGAACUUAUUCAAGAAGGUUGGAGUGCCAUGGUAAAAGGAACUAAACAACACCAGCUGAUACAGAAACUGUCCCCUCUGAAACAGCAAUUAAAAGCACUGAAUAGAAGGCAGUAUGCAGACGUUGAAUUACAGGAAAUCAGCAAGAGGAAGAAUCUGGAAGAAGUUCAGCAGCAGCUCUAA
Molecule: messenger RNA, 1602 nt
Organism: Oldenlandia corymbosa var. corymbosa
Lineage: Eukaryota; Viridiplantae; Streptophyta; Magnoliopsida; Gentianales; Rubiaceae
Source: the annotation of a GenBank genome assembly